AUGCUCGCUUGGGGGGCUGCCCCACGGCGGACCCUGGCCUCCGCCGCCGGGACCCACGCCGGUGCUGCUGGAGGUCGGACGUGGCGGGCGCUGUCGUUCCUGGUGGCGCUGCCGGCGGUGGGGGUCUGCAUGCUCAACGCCUGGCUGGAGAAGCACCGGCACCACCACAGGCCCCCCGAGUUCGUGCCCUACCACCACCUCCGCAUCCGCACCAAGCCAUUCCCGUGGGGUGACGGGAACCACACGCUGUUCCACAACCCCCGCACCAACCCCCUGCCCACGGGCUACGAGAAAUAGGGGACCCCCCCCCCCCGGGCCCCCCACCAGCAAUAA
This is a messenger RNA of Gymnogyps californianus (California condor), 333 nucleotides long. RefSeq names its product cytochrome c oxidase subunit 6A2, mitochondrial. The transcript has 3 exons. Bases 1 to 297 code for a protein of 98 amino acids. NCBI's taxonomy places the organism in Eukaryota, Metazoa, Chordata, Aves, Accipitriformes, Cathartidae. Gene Ontology annotation, molecular function: enzyme regulator activity. The record is from RefSeq and is a predicted model, not a curated record. Gene Ontology annotation, biological process: mitochondrial electron transport, cytochrome c to oxygen. Gene Ontology annotation, cellular component: mitochondrial inner membrane.